This is a messenger RNA of Epinephelus lanceolatus (giant grouper), 1665 nucleotides long. NCBI's taxonomy places the organism in Eukaryota, Metazoa, Chordata, Actinopteri, Perciformes, Serranidae. The record is from RefSeq and is a predicted model, not a curated record.
AUUAGCUUAAAUGGACGUUUUGAAUUAGCUUGAGAGAUUGUUGUCCCUCAAAGAAAGGCUACAUGAGAUAAAAUUAAAUUAGAUAUACUCUAUUUUAUAAGUGAGCAACAAUGUCUUCAGGUGAGUAUUUGAGAGAGUUUAUAAACGAGAGACUGACGACUGCUGCUCAAGAAAUAUUUGGAGCUUUUCAAAGAACCAUCGUCGAAUACGAAGAAGAGAUCGACCGUCAGCGCAGACUGUUGGAUGUCCUUUGGAAACCUGAUAUAAAGCUAAACAGCACAGAGCUUCCACAGCAACAUGUCUGUAAGGAGGAGGAAGUUCUCGCUGACCAGCAGCUCUGUAUUCAGGGGUGGAAUUCCAGUGUUGACCAAGAGGACCCAGAGCCUCCACAGAUUAAAGAGGAGCAGGAGGAACUCUGCACCAGUCAGGAGGGAGAGCUGCUUGUAGUGAAGCAGGAGACUGACGCCUUUAUGUUGACUCCUGCUUAUGAUGAAAGUGACCACGGUGAUGAUCACGAAAGCAUCAGCCACACUAACGAUGUGUCUAACCCUGCUUCGACAACGAUUUACUGUGACAUUCACACAGAGAAAGAGUCUGUCAAAUGUGACAUGUGUGAGAAGGCUUUUAAGUACAAGUCAGAUCUGAAGAGACACCUGAAAAUUCACACAGGUGAGAAGCCGUAUUCUUGCAACACCUGUGGGAAAACAUUCAGUCAGAUGUCAGUACUGAAGGCUCAUAUAAUAAUCCACACAGGGGAGAAACCGUAUUCAUGCAACACCUGUGGGAAAAGAUUCUGUCGGGCAUCAGAUCUGAAAGCUCAUAUACGAAUCCAUUCGGGUGAGAAGCCGUACUCUUGCAACACCUGUGGGAAGCAUUUCAGAUCAAGCAGUCAAUUGACAGGCCACAUGAAAACCCACACGGGUGAGAAGCCGUAUUCUUGCAGCACCUGUGGGAAGAGAUUCCCUCAACCAUCAUUACUGAAGGCUCAUGUAAGAAUCCACACAGGUGAGCGGCCGUAUUUGUGCAAAACAUGUGGGAAAGAUUUCAGAGUCAGCAGUGCCUUAAAAUUCCACAUGAGAACUCACACAGGAGAGAAGCCGUAUACAUGCAAAAUAUGUGGGAGAGCCUUCAGAGUCAGCGCUCACCUGAUAGGCCACAUGAAAAUCCACACAGGUGAGAAGCCAUAUUCUUGCAACACCUGUGGGAAAGACUUCAGGCGUAGCAAUGAAUUGACACUUCACAUAAAAAGAAACCAUUAACCUCAUUUUUUUCUUAUUAUUACUGCAGUGCUCAUAUUCCUACAAUCAGUAUUUCUUUGAAACAAUAUUAAUCUCCCAAAUCUUUGAAAAGACUUUGUAUAUAAUACUGAAUUCAACCUGAAGUCUGAAGCUGUGAGCAAAUUCUGUUCAUCAAGCUGCAGAUGGGUGUGACUGUCUGACAUCGGUUGCCACAUUGGAUAUCCACUACACAUUCACUUAGGAUCCAGAGAUGUCAGUUACACGCCAUGUAGGCAGCAGGAGGACGGUUAGCACAUCUCCAAGUGCUAAACAGGUGGGGUGUGACUGAGGGACCAUAAAUAUGUUACUGUUGAAAACUGUUUUUCUCAAUGCCUUCAUGCUGACUUCCCCAUAUUAGUGAAAACUGAUUAAAAACAUUUGCACACUU